Conger conger (European conger) is the source of this 1637-nucleotide messenger RNA. It is a transcript of the gene rab3b, whose product is annotated as RAB3B, member RAS oncogene family. Gene Ontology annotation, biological process: regulation of exocytosis; protein secretion; protein localization to plasma membrane. The coding region runs from base 947 to 1603 and encodes 218 amino acids. Gene Ontology annotation, cellular component: synaptic vesicle; endosome; plasma membrane. Lineage: Eukaryota; Metazoa; Chordata; Actinopteri; Anguilliformes; Congridae. The record is from RefSeq and is a predicted model, not a curated record. The transcript has 5 exons. Gene Ontology annotation, molecular function: GTP binding; GTPase activity.
UACCCAUUAUCACUUAUGGAUGUAAGGACUGGACCCUUACAAAGUGCAGAUAUUGCUUUGUAUUGGAAAAAAAGACCCAUAAACCACACUGAGAUUUUAUGUGAGAUGUGUAUAUUGUGGGAUGCAUUGAAUGGAAACCAGAAAGCAGAUUCAUAAUCCUUGGCUGGAAAUGCAAGUACAUCUGGUGGAUUUAUAUUUGCCAACAAAAUGUAUAAAUGGUAAAUAACAGCGGAUAUGUUAUGCGUUUUAUUAUGCAGACCUUAUUAUUUUAUUAUACAUUGUUCCUUUCACUUGCCCACUUGUAAAAUCGCGUAAAGCCGUUUCAAAAUGAAAAUCGGUCUUCAAUGUGAACACAAAAUCAGUGCGCACAUUUGGGUAUAAUUUGUGACAUUCAACGAUGAGUCAUAGAAAAUUGUAUUCCGAUUGGUUCCUAAAAAUAAAUUGAUGGUAGAUGGUUGACUCAUUUGAAAAAAACCGAAGCCAAUUGUACAUUAUUGUAUGAAUGCCACCAAUCAUGACAAGUAUGAAAAAAUGAAUGCAAAAUUGACACAGAUUGUCACCGUCUUGACUAUUUCAUUCUGAAUUCGGCGUUCAGGGGAGGUGAGCCACGCUUGCAAAUUGUAUCGGUUGCUCCUCCUACAACGUUCAAAGCUCCUCUUUGCUGGAACAUUGAUGCACGGAGUAACGUAAUUUAUGAGAAAUAGAGACAUAAUUGGCUCCAAAAUUAACCAUAAAUCUGGCAAUUAUUUAUGGUACGGAUUAUUUAAAUUGGUUUACAUUACGAUCGAGACUGAACGAACAGCUCUGGGAAUAUUGAAUCGGUAAACAAGACCCCUCUUCGUUUUAGCUACAGCGUGAUCACAUACUUGAUUCAGACUGGCUUUUCUAAAGCCAUAGAAGGCAAUUGCGACAAAUACAAGACCGGAACUUUAAAUAUUUAUUAAAGAUGGCGAAGGCAGACUAUCGCAUGGGCCACAGGGACAGCUCGGACCAGAACUUCGACUACAUGUUCAAGCUCCUGAUCAUCGGGAACAGCAGCGUGGGCAAGACCAGCUUCCUGUUCCGCUACGCCGACGACUCCUUCAGCAACUCCUUCGUCAGCACCGUGGGCAUCGACUUCAAAGUCAAGACCGUCUACAGGAACGACAAGAGGGUGAAGCUGCAGAUCUGGGACACGGCUGGUCAGGAGCGCUAUCGAACCAUCACCACGGCGUACUACAGGGGCGCCAUGGGCUUCAUCCUCAUGUACGACAUCUGCAACGAGGAGUCCUACAACGCCGUGCAGGACUGGGCCACCCAGAUCAAGACGUACUCCUGGGACAACGCCCAGGUGAUCCUGGUGGGAAACAAGUGUGACAUGGACAGUGAGAGGGUGGUGUCACCUGAGAAGGGCAAACACCUGGCUGACCAACUGGGUUUUGAAUACUAUGAGGCGAGUGCCAAGGAGAACAUUAACGUUCGACAGGUUUUCGAACGGCUGGUGGACAUCAUUUGCGUGAAGAUGUCUGAGAGAGUGGACACGGAACCACCCAUGGUCACCGCAGCCAAGACCACCCGGCUCACCGACAAGCCGGCCAGCCUGCCGCAGAACUGCAACUGCUGAUCCCGCCGUGUCCAGUAUCACCCCCCCCCCCCCG